UGGCGCGGUGGGCCCGGCGCGGGCGGCGCCCCGGCCGCUCGGGAGGGUCCCACAGGGUCCCGGCGGGGCCGCGCAGAGCGGCGGGCGCUGCCCCCCGGCCCCGAGCCCCGCCUUGGCCGCUUUGUUCCGAAUUCGGGUCAAACCCCGGGGGAACCGGGGCAGAGGAUGCGAGGGCUGUGCUGGGCAACGCGCCCGUCCUGUCCCGCCGCGGGCGGCCCGCGCCGCCUGGCAGGCUGGGGCACAGCAGGGACGGACCCGGCCGCCCCCCACACGGGCUAAGCCCAGCCGUCCCCUCACGGCUCGCAGCUGGCCUGAGCCGCGGCUGCCCCGCCAGGAGCGGCCGUGGCACCCCCCGCUGGCGGGGCAGCCCUCAGGCUCCGGGUGGCGGCACCGCCCGCGCCCCCGGGCGGCCACAGCCGCUGGCACCGCCUGGGCACCGGCCUCGUCCGCAGCUCAGCCCCCGCAGCUGCCUCAGCCCGGCUGCUGCAGGUCCAAAGAGGGAUGGCCUGGGACUCCUUGUGCAGCCAGGACUUACGGCGGCCGAGGAUAAGAAGUGCCUCAAGCCGGCUGCCCGGCAGUGGGAGCAGCGCUGGGACACCAUCCCUGGAGGAGCUGCGGCGCCUGCUCUGCACACGCACACACCCCACAGAGCACGUGGAUGAAGUCUGGCCAAACCUUUAUGUGGGAGACCUGUACGUCGCUCGUGACAAGGCACAGCUGAGCCGCAUGGGCAUCUCCCACGUUGUGAACGCCGCUGCCGGGAGAUUUCGCAUCAACACUGGGCCCAAGUUCUACAGUGACUUGCCUGUGGAUUACUAUGGAGUAGAGGCAGAGGACAACCCGAACUUCGAUCUUAGCGUUCACUUCUAUCCAGUUGCUCAUUACAUCAGAGCAGCACUGAAUUCCCCAAGAGUUUCUUGCACAUCCUGGGAGCACUACUCUAUGGACAAGAUGACAUCAGGAAGCUGGAAUGCUGGGAAGAAAAAUGCAUAUACAGCAGUCAAAGUAGAUCCUGAUGAGGACUAUUGUACCCCAGGGGCAUUUGAACUGGAGAGGCUCUUGUGGAAGGGAUGCCCACAGUACACUCACGUCAAUGAAGUCUGGCCCAACCUCUACAUAGGAGAUGACUCUUGUUUUACCAGAAAAACUGCGCUGGACCGCUACAGCCUGGAGAAGGCGGGGUUCACCCACAUCCUCAACGCGGCGCACGGGCAGCGCAACGUGGACACAGGACCCGAGUACUACAGCAGCAUGAGCGUGCAGUACCACGGGGUGGAGGCAGACGACCUCCCCACCUUCAACCUCAGCCAGUUCUUUUAUUCGGCUUCCAAAUUCAUUGAUAACGCACUUCAGGAUGAAAGAAGCAAGGUGCUGGUUCACUGUGCCAUGGGCCGCAGCCGCUCGGCCACGCUGGUCUUGGCUUACCUGAUGAUUUACAAGAACAUGACAGUGGUGGAUGCCAUCGAGCAAGUGUCGAGGCACCGCUGCAUCCUGCCAAACCGGGGCUUCUUGAAGCAGCUGAGAGAACUGGACAUAGCGCUGGCGCUGCAGAGGAGGAACAGCAAGAACAGCCUAGCGCCGGCGGAGCAGCAGAACAGCGCCGCCAUCUAGCACUGCCCCGGCACCGCUGUGCUACUGCAAAGAAACUCCGUGAAAGGAGGGAGGGAAGGUGCAGUUAAUUACACGGUCACAAGGAUCAUUGGUUAUGUGCUGGGAAAAAAAACCCAAAGUCCUUUCAAAUACAAUGUCAAGAUGAGAAAGAAGGGAAACCAAAUUUAAAAGUCAUCAUCUUAGGAAGUUCCAACCUUAGCAGAAUUCUUUGUUACAUCAACAAAUAAGUUAUUCUGUCUGCAAAACAAGGCCAAAUAUUUACAACACAAAAGCAAGCACAACUUCAAACUCUCUUCUAGCUGAGUACCCCCAAAAUCCUGAUCCUAACUCAAGCCCACAGCCUUUAAGGGAGUGCAGAUAGGCACUCCUGAAGAAAUCUUGCAGGAAAAGCACUGAAUUUGUUUAGUCCAGAGUCCUGAAAGGUUUCACAGGACUUUGCCUUUUUGUGCUGUUUCCUGGCAAUUCUAUUUCUUUUUUUUUUCACAGUGAUAAUCCAGGGCAGCACAGCAGCUAGAGAGCCUCUACGUGAGGCUCAACUACACCAUGAGAACUAGGAACAAAGCAACACCCUUGAGAAGGUCAGAUGCAUGAGCUACCAUGUCCAGCUACCAUGGACAACAAUUCAAAGAGAUAUAUAAACGUGACAUUUUAGGACUUCCAGUUUUAAAUUGCUUAAUUUGUCCUAAAUCCUUCAACUGCAUGCAUCAUGUCCUUCACAUUGUUAUGAUGAAGUUCAAUGCUGAACUUGUAGAGCUCCAACAGCCCCAUAACUAAUGAUGGAUUAUAACCAGUUCUAAUGAGAUUUUAGAAAAGGCAACAAACACCAAUGAAGCUUUGAAAAAAAUGCCUCUCAGUGACCUAACAGCAGAAGAAAGUUGCUGCAGUGCUUCCAGGCACCGUUCAGAUUUAUCACUACCAAAUGUUUCCUCCCAUCCCAGCUUUAGCCAUCUUAGCAGGUCAUUGUGCUCCCACAUGGUUACAUUUGUUAAUAAUUGCUUCUGUUGACAGUAGUGCUGCUGAUACACUAAUGGGGACACCAGACCGAUUUUCUGCCUUAACUUAUUCCACUUACCCCAUUUGAUAUAAAUUAUCACUGUGUUUUGAAACAAUGCGAGUUUUGCCAGCAUAUGAUAUUCUUAAAAUGUACUUCAGAGGAGGAUCACAAUUAAGCCAUGCUUACCUUUGCUGCAUCUGCAAAAGGUGAGGUCCUCAUCCUCCCUAUCAGAAUUUUACCUAAUUGAAUGUGUCAGGUAGGAGGUAUUUGCUCAGUGCUGAGAGGAAUGACCUGGCCAUCAAGCACACAGAGUUCUCUUGGUCUUUACCAGCUGACAAAAGACUUGGCAACUUUGGUACAGUACAAACAGUGUAAGUCUGGAUACUUGGAAAAUAAAAUACAGGGCAGAAAUGUGCCGUUGAGAACCGCAAGGAUAUGCUACUAACCAGAGUUGAGCACAACUUUAUAUACUUCUUGUAAAUGUUAACAGUGCUUCACAGGCUUGACACCUCUAGUGUGAAGGCUUCCCUGUUCCUUCACUUCCUUUUGGGGCCCAAAACCCAGGAAAUCAUUGAUCUCCAAACAGUAACUGUAGCCAAGGCUGCAGACAACCAUCAUGCAACACUUUUGAUUUAUCGUUUGGAAUUAUCUGCAUAAUAAACAACUUAUCUUUAAACUCUCAGAAAAGCAGAUCACAUUUAACAUAAGUAAACUACUGCUAAAAAACAAUUUAGAUAUCACAAUGUGAACAAGAUUCAUGAUAGCGCUACACAAACUCUGGGACUUUGUGCAAAUCAAAUAUCCCCAUACCUGUAUUAGGAGGGGAAAAACCCACUGGAAAAGAAACCCAGAAACAACAGGGAACUCAAAGUAAUUUGACAUUUCAAAAAUAAAUAAGCACUCACAAUGUGGGUUUAGAGUAAAAAUAUCUUUGGAUGGGGUCCCUCAACUUUUCCACCUACUUCCACAGACCUUCGAAUGCACCUUUUCACACCACCUGAUUGUGUGCUGCAGUUUGAUUCACACAGACACAGAACAGCUCCACCUGCCUUGCAUGGCCCUGCUUUCCUUUACGUUGGCAGGGAAAGAUGAAUGUUUCUUACCAUUUGCUUUACAGACAGUAAUUCUGUACCAAAUGAUAAACUAAAAGAUAACCAAUAUCUGUGAGGAUUCCUCUUUGUCAAGCUACAGGUUGUCUUCUUUCUUUAUCCUGCAUGAGCUUGAUGACUGCUGUAGCUGAAAGAGGAUUUGUCAUUGAUUUACAUGCAUAAUUGAUCACCCUACAGCACUACAGAAAAUUGCCAUUCUUUCUAUUUACCAUGCUGAUGUAAAUGGAGUUUGUUUCCAUCAACCACUCUGCCACGUGGACAAAUUAAACAGCUUAUAAAACUGAGAGACAUCGACAGUGAUCUAACAUAGGAGAUUAGUACCUUUAGCAGUUUUGUUUCUGCUUAUAUCAGAGAUUUUUACAAUGUUAGUAAAAAAUUGGUUGCAUUUUGCCCACUGCUAGGGGAUAAGGCAAGCCUGAGUGCAACAACACUUACCACUCCUGUCUCUGAUAAAGGGCUGAGUGCAGCUUCCUGGACUAUUGGUGUUUGGCAGCUUCCAGAUGAAGCAUGUCCUGCUCCAAAGACAAGGAUCUUUCUAGAAUCAAGUCUUGCCUGAAGGACUCUGCUGGCACAGCUGGGCCGAUUUAGCAGUUCUGAAGUAACAUACUUUUCAUUUACUGCCCAGCUUUUUCUGCCUACUGUUCUCCCAGAAUUAAUGAGACUUAAUCAGAAAAGCAGAAGCUCUGCAACAAGUGACUUCCACAAAGUGAGGCAGCUCUUGCAAGCUGCUCAUCAGCAGUCACAAGCGUCAGCAGCACCGACUCCAGCCACAAGCCAGGCCUGCAGGAAGCACGCGCUGAACAAGGCAGGCUGAUUUCCUUCUGGCCCACCACCAGGGGCACACAGCAUUCUGUAAGAGUGCAUGGCCAAGGAAGCCUCCCACCUUUGACAAGAAUCAUCUGCAAUUCUGUGAAGAGCUUUUUUGAAGACAGUAAAAGCAAGAUCUCAUUCCCCUCUGGGAUGGUGCUAGAGCACACAGUCAAAGCUGACACUGCAAGGCAUGCACAAGCACAGAACAGGUACAUCUGGCAAGGAAAAGACAACCUUCCUAUUUAUCAGAAAUUUUAGUGCAGCUCACAGCUAAACAGUUGUUAUGGGAAAACAUGUAAGAUAGUCCCUUGUCCUCCUGAAAGGAAUUAAAUUCUGAAUUAACAAAAUUAUAUUGGAAACGUGCCUGUUGUGUGCGCAUUAUGCAUCAUUUCCCAACCAACUCUUAACCCAUAUAUUAUAAAUACAGAAUUUUAGCAAUAUGCUGGAAUCAGGGUGCUCUGUUUCAG
This is a messenger RNA of Prinia subflava (tawny-flanked prinia), 4991 nucleotides long. RefSeq names its product dual specificity phosphatase 29 (gene DUSP29). Bases 502 to 1611 code for a protein of 369 amino acids. The transcript has 6 exons. The record is from RefSeq and is a predicted model, not a curated record. Gene Ontology annotation, molecular function: MAP kinase phosphatase activity; protein tyrosine/serine/threonine phosphatase activity. NCBI's taxonomy places the organism in Eukaryota, Metazoa, Chordata, Aves, Passeriformes, Cisticolidae. Gene Ontology annotation, cellular component: cytoplasm. Gene Ontology annotation, biological process: protein dephosphorylation; negative regulation of MAPK cascade.